Asparagus officinalis (garden asparagus) is the source of this 1602-nucleotide messenger RNA. Its product is annotated as protein FAR1-RELATED SEQUENCE 5-like. Gene Ontology annotation, biological process: regulation of DNA-templated transcription. The coding region runs from base 1 to 1602 and encodes 533 amino acids. The record is from RefSeq and is a predicted model, not a curated record. The transcript has 3 exons. Lineage: Eukaryota; Viridiplantae; Streptophyta; Magnoliopsida; Asparagales; Asparagaceae.
AUGGAAGAAGAUAAAAGCCAGGACCAUGAUCUACUAUCUACAACAUGGCUUCCCCCUCAGGCAUCUGAGCAUGAGGAGAAUGGUGAUGAGCUUAUGGGCGUUGAAAAUGGUGAAGAUAAUUUAAACAGCGUUGAUCCAUAUAUCGGAAUGGAGUUCUCUACUCAUGAGGAAGCUUAUAAUUUAUACAAUGCACACGCCAGACUUAAGGGAUUUGGUGUUCACAAGGGUCACACAGCUUGGUCGAGAAAGAAAGAUGCAAUCCUAUCUAGAAUAUUUGUAUGUGACAAAGAAGGCUUUAAAUCUUUAAAAGAUAAAAGAGAAGAUGGUCGGAAUGUAAUUCGAAAGUUCGAUACAAGAUGUGGAUGCAACGCAAGGAUGGUUAUUGGACUUGAUAGAAGCACUGAAAAAUGGGUGGUCCGAAAGUUAAACAGUAAGCAUAAUGGUCAUCCAUUAACCACCCCAACUCGGGUAAAGAAGCACUACUCACAUCGGACACUUCAUCGAGCUCAAUCGACAAAAAGGUUGAUAGAUACUCUUGACAAUCAAGGUUUACGGCCUUCUGCCAUUUGUAAGGUUGUAGACGUUGCUCAUGGCAAUGAACAAGGCUCUCUCACUCAACAAGAAUGCCAAGCACAACUUAGACUUAAACGAAGAAACAACGUCGGCCAUGAGUGCGUGAACAUAGUUCGUCAAUUUCAAGAGAAAAAGGUAUCUGAUCCUCAAUUUUACUUCGCACUUGAUUUAGAAAAUGAUGGGACGAUGAGAAGUGUUUUUUGGAUGGAUGGUAGGUCGAGGACUUCUUACUUGCAAUUUGGAGAUGUUGUUUGCUUUGAUGUUACAUAUAGAACGAACAAUUUAAAAUUGCCGUUUGCACCAUUUACGGGCGUUAACCAUCAUCGACAGUCUACUCUAUUUGGGUGUGCGUUACUGGCCGAUGAAACGGAGGAGACGUUUAUAUGGUUAUUUAGCCAAUGGUUAAAAUGUAUGUCGGGUAUAGCACCAGUAACAAUCAUCACUGAUCAAGAUAAAGCUAUGUGUGGUGCUAUUCACAAAGUUUUUCCUAAAACUCGCCAUCGCUUUUGUUCUUGGCACCUUCGUAGGAAUGCCUUACAAAAUCUUCAAUCAAUGCAUAAUGAUUAUGGUGAGGAUGUUGGUGUAAAGUAUAACAAAUGGUAUUGGAGUAAAUCGGAAGAAAAAUUUGAAAAGCGUUGGGAAGAAAUGAGGGACAAAUAUGGUGCAGAUAAAAGGAGUUGGUUAGUAAAUUUAUACAAUCAUCGAGAUCAUUGGGCUCCAGUGUAUCUUAAAGACACUUUUACUGCAGGAAUGACAUCUACUCAGCGGAGUGAGGGAAUUAAUGCUUUUUUUGAUCAUUUUGUGAAUGUAAAUACCGAGUUACAUGAUUUUGUUAAGCAGUAUGAUAAUGCUGUCAGAGCUCGCCGAGCCGCUGAACUUGAGCAAGAUUUUAAGUCCACAAACUCAGUUCCUACAUUGAUAAUUGAACAUCCCAUUGAAAAACAAGCUCUUUCCUUAGAACCCAUUGAUGAUGCUCAGAGACCCAUCGAUGGUCAGGAGCAGCCAAAAAUCGAUGGUAAAGUCAGCUGA